Grus americana (Whooping crane) is the source of this 699-nucleotide messenger RNA. It is a transcript of the gene NDUFAB1, whose product is annotated as NADH:ubiquinone oxidoreductase subunit AB1. The transcript is spliced from 5 exons. Gene Ontology annotation, biological process: fatty acid biosynthetic process. The coding region runs from base 51 to 506 and encodes 151 amino acids. Gene Ontology annotation, molecular function: acyl binding; acyl carrier activity. The record is from RefSeq and is a predicted model, not a curated record. NCBI's taxonomy places the organism in Eukaryota, Metazoa, Chordata, Aves, Gruiformes, Gruidae. Gene Ontology annotation, cellular component: mitochondrion.
UGCGCGCGGGCUGCCGGGCGCGGCGCGGUGCCCGCUGGGAACAGGUCACCAUGGCGGCCCGUGUCCUCUCGGCCUGUGUCCGCCGCCUCCUGCCCCGGCCGCCCCCGGCCGCCCCGCGGCCCGCAGCCCUCGGCACCCUCUGCCCCCGCUGCCCGCGGGCCUCGCCGGGCACGGCCCCGCCGCCCCCGCAGCUGCUGGCGCAGGUGCCGCGGGCGGCCUGGCCGCUGUGCCGCCGCUUCUCCGACCUGCCGCCCCUGACCUUGGAGGACAUCAAGGAGCGCGUCCUCUACGUCCUCAAGCUGUACGACAAGAUCGACCCCGAGAAGCUCACAGCUGAAUCCCACUUCAUGAAAGACCUGGGUUUGGACAGUUUGGACCAAGUGGAAAUAAUUAUGGCUAUGGAAGACGAAUUUGGGUUUGAAAUUCCUGAUGGAGAUGCAGAAAAGUUAAUGUGUCCACAAGAGAUUGUAGAUUACAUUGCAGAUAAGAAGGAUGUUUAUGAAUAAAAACAGUUCUUCGAAGCCGAGAGAUGUCUCUACUACUAGGACUGGGCUGGUGUCAGCGGGUAUGAAUACAAGCGCACAUGCUGUACUGUUGCUGCUUUCAUCGGAAAGUUGUACUUGGACGUUGUAUUUAAAGCUGUCUGAAUGUGUUGUCCUUUAAAAACAAGAUAAAAAAGGAAUAAAUAUAUAAGACCAU